AGAGAUACAAAGAAAAUGUAUGCUAUGAAGUACAUGAACAAACAAAAAUGCAUUGAGCGUGAUGAAGUGCGUAAUGUUUUCAGAGAACUGCAGAUAAUGCAACGACUUGAGCACCCUUUUCUUGUGAAUCUAUGGUAUUCAUUCCAAGAUGAGGAAGACAUGUUUAUGGUGGUUGACCUUUUGCUGGGUGGAGAUUUACGCUAUCAUUUACAGCAAAAUGUACAUUUCAAUGAAGAAGCAGUGAAACUCUAUAUCUGUGAACUAGCAUUAGCCCUGGACUACCUGCAGAGCUACCAUAUCAUCCACAGGGACAUCAAGCCUGACAAUAUCCUUCUUGAUGAACAUGGGCAUGUUCACAUCACUGAUUUCAACGUAGCAACUGUGGUGAAGGAUUCUGAGAAAGCCAUAUCCAUGGCUGGGACAAAGCCCUACAUGGCUCCAGAGCUUUUUCAGGCCUUUUUGGAAGGAGGCCCUGGCUAUUCAUAUCCUGUGGACUGGUGGUCACUGGGCAUCACAUCUUAUGAACUGCUGAGGGGCUGGAGACCAUACGACAUUCACUCCAAUACUUCAGUGGAAGACAUACUUCUCAUGGUUAGUACUGAGAAAGUGCACUGCUCCUCCACGUGGUCCAAAGGCUUGGUGACAUUAGUAAAAAAGCUUCUUGUGAAAGAGCCUGAGUGUCGACUAUCAAGUCUCAAGGACAUUCAAAAUUCUCCGUACUUGGUUGAUGUGAACUGGGAUGCUGUUCUGGAGAAGAAUCUCCCUCCUGCUUUUGUUCCAAAUAAAGGGAGGUUAAAUUGCGAUCCAACCUUUGAACUGGAGGAAAUGAUACUGGAGUCCAAGCCUCUUCACAAGAAAAAGAAAAGGCUGGCUAAGAAUAAAUCUAAAGAUUCUGGGAAAGAUAGUUCCCCACUGUACGGGCACCUUCAACAAUGUUUGGAAACAGUCCACAAUGAUUUUACCAUAUUCAACAGAGAAAAGUAA
Carcharodon carcharias (great white shark) is the source of this 984-nucleotide messenger RNA. RefSeq names its product serine/threonine-protein kinase 32B-like. Gene Ontology annotation, biological process: G protein-coupled receptor signaling pathway; regulation of signal transduction; protein phosphorylation. The transcript has 9 exons. The record is from RefSeq and is a predicted model, not a curated record. Gene Ontology annotation, molecular function: G protein-coupled receptor kinase activity; G protein-coupled receptor binding; ATP binding. Lineage: Eukaryota; Metazoa; Chordata; Chondrichthyes; Lamniformes; Lamnidae. The coding region runs from base 16 to 984 and encodes 322 amino acids.